Messenger RNA from Halichondria panicea, 1642 nucleotides. Its product is annotated as U3 small nucleolar RNA-interacting protein 2-like. Gene Ontology annotation, cellular component: small-subunit processome. The coding region runs from base 16 to 1482 and encodes 488 amino acids. NCBI's taxonomy places the organism in Eukaryota, Metazoa, Porifera, Demospongiae, Suberitida, Halichondriidae. The record is from RefSeq and is a predicted model, not a curated record. Gene Ontology annotation, molecular function: U3 snoRNA binding; protein binding. The transcript is spliced from 14 exons.
GUGAAGUCCACGUGCAUGAUGUGGAAAUGUGGAUUUAACCAGUGUGAUCUUUACCAUAAUACACACGUGGCUGCAAAGACAAUCAUGUCCAGUUUCUUCUUACCUUCCAAGAGCAAGUCCAGAGACAAGAAAGCCAAAAAGCAACAGAAAUUGAAGAAGAAACAGGAUGGCAAGACGUCUGCGACUGGUGCAAAACGGAAAAGAAGGCCAGAGACAUUUAAUGAAGAGAUAGAAAGUGAUUCAGAGGUCGAAGGUGAUGAUGUCAGGAAGGGUUUAACAGCUCUCAGCUCAGAGGACGAGUAUGAUGUGGAGACUGCUCCAGAGAAGAGGCUGCGGCUUGCCAAAGAGUACCUUUCCAAUCUACAGGAAGAAGAAAGAGCCAAGACCGAUGAUGCUGACUUUGACCAAGAUGCAAUUGCACAUCGCUUAAGAGAUGACAUGUUGGAGCAAGCUGGAAGGUUGCAAAGAAAAGUUGCUGAUAAGUACAUUGCCCCUGAUCCUGGUGAUAUUCGUAAGCUGAGAGGCCAUCGACUGCCGGUGACUUGUGUGGUCGCCACACCCGACGAUAAGUAUGUCUACUCUGGAGCAAAGGACUGUUGCAUCAUCAAGUGGCUGGUAGAAACAGGAGUGAAGGAGGUGAUAUUCUCUGGCCACAGAAAGGGUGUGGAGGGAGUAGUGGGACACACUGGUCACGUCCUCGCUCUGGCUGUCAGCUCGGAUGGGAAAUUCCUAGCAAGUGGUGGCCAGGACAGAGUUGUUCAUGUUUGGGACGUCAAGACCAACUCUCAUGUACACACAUUCACAGGGCACAGGGACACUGUCUCUGGGCUGUCCUUCCAAAGAGGCACUCAUGAGUUAUUCAGCUGCUCUUUUGACAGGACUUUGAAAGUAUGGAACCUUGAUGAAAUGGCCUACGUAGAAACGCUGUUUGGACAUCAAGACAGUGUGUCGUCCAUCGACUGUAUGCUCAGAGAGCGACCAAUCAGUGCAGGGAUGAAUGAUCGGAGCGUGCGGAUAUGGAAGGUGGCAGAGGAGUCACAGCUUGUCUUUCAUGGGCACAAGUCGUACAUUGAUGCAGUGCGAUACGUAAACGAUGAGUAUUUUAUCUCCGGAUCCCAGGAUGGUAGUGUUGCUCUGUGGAAUGUAAUGAAAAAGAAGCCGAUGGCCACUCGUCCCCACACUGCUCACAAGGGUCACACUGAGCACUGGGUCACAGCUGUUGCUGCCUAUACCAACACAGAUUUGGUUGCAUCAGGGUCCAACGAUGGUCAGGUGUGUGUGUGGAAGUGUGGAGAAGGAUUUCGUUCUCUGGAGCCAUGUUUCUCCAUACCUCUGAAUGGCUUUGUAAAUUCCCUGAUGUUCUCUCACGGCGGUACGUUCCUGGUGGCAGCCAUAGGGCAGGAACACAGACUGGGACGAUGGUGGACAGACAAGUCAGUCAAGAACACUAUUGCUAUCAUACCACUAAAACACUCUGUCUAGUGAGCUAUGGUGCUAGCUUUUCACAGUAAAUUUAAUGUGCAAUCAAUAUUAUUUUCUGCAUUAGCACGAUUAUCAGUGUUCAGUCCAAUGGUGAUUAUUCAUCAGCCUCUGAAGUCUCUAUAGUCACUAUUAGUUGUUCACUGCAAUAAUUCGAAGAUGA